CCCUGCACAUAGUAGCACUCAAUUAUUCGACACAGGCGCCUUUCCGUCUUCGACAUUCACUCCACCUAAUUUUUCUUCCAUCACCACCUUAUUCUUCCCUUUCUUUACAAUCCAGAUAAGCCGCCCCCCAUGGCUGGUCCUCGCGCACCCAUCGGAACCCUUUCUCAGCACGCCGCGAACGCCGCUGCCCUCGCACGCAACACCUCCACCAACGUCUUCUCCCAGCAAAAAUCACAACUCAAGUCCAAGAAGGGCAAGCAAGAAGAGAGCGACAGCGAUUCAGACAGUUCCUCCAGCGACGACAGCAGUAGCGAUAGCGAUAGCGACGCCCCAGCAAAGACCGAACCCAGCGCCAACUGGGCCAGCAACCUGAAGAAGACGAACAUGGCGCAAACGAAAGCCACCAAGGCCGCUUCGCCUGUGCCCAAGGCGGCCGCGAAGGCCAAGCCAGAGCCCGUCAAGGCCAAGCCAGUAGCUACCAAGAAGAAGGAGGAAUCCUCGUCCUCGUCCGAAUCCGAGUCUGAAUCUGAGUCCGCGUCCGAGUCCGAGUCCGAGUCGGAGGUCGAGGAGAAGAAGCCUGUCAAGAAGGCGGAAGAGAAGAAGCCCGCGGCGCCAGCGGUCAAGAAGGUGGCCAAGAAGGACGAGAGCAGCAGCGAGUCUAGCAGCGAAGAGGAGACUGAAAGCGGGUCGGAAGAGAGCAGCGACGACGAGGAGGAGGAGAAGACCAAGCCUGCGCCCAAGGCUACGCCAAAGACUGCGCCCGCGAAGACAAAGCAGACCGCUAAGCAGCCCACACCCUCAUCAGAGGAGGAAUCAGGCUCUGAGGACAGCGAGAGCGAUGAGGAGCCAGCACCAAAAGCCAACACUAGCGCCAAGCUUGCGAAGCCCGCCAGCAAGACACCCGAGGCUACCAAGGCCAAGCCAGUGGUCAAUGGUAGCUCAAAGUCGAACGAGACCGUGAGCAAGUCCGACGACGAGUCAUCUGAGGAGGAGGAGUCGGGUUCCGAGGAAGAGUCCUCUGACGAGGAGAUGGCCGAUGCUCCCCAGCCCAAGGCCGCCCCCAAGAAGACAUCUGGUCCCCAAUUGCCCCAGGUUAUCGCGCCCAACUUCCACAUGCGCAAGGCCGAUGCGAACGCCGACGCCAAGGACGUCGCACGAACAUUCCAAAAGGCCCAAAGCGAGGGCAAGCAGAUCUGGUACUUCACCGCCCCAGCCUCGAUCCCCAUCGAAGUGAUCCAGGAGCACGCGCUCCCGCUCAGCAAGAUCCAGUCCGGCGAGCCGAUCAUCACCCACAACGGCGCCGAGUACAACGCCACCCUGGAGGAGGGAACCACCCUGCACUCCAUCCAGGUCCUCCUCCCCACCGAGUCCGGCGACAAGUACGAGCUCAUGAAGCAGCCCAUCGCCCAGGCGCUGCACAUCAAGCGCGUCACCCGCCUCAACCCCGCGGCCGCCGCCACCGCUGCCGUCUCCGCUCCCGCGACCGGCAUCGUCCCCAGGCCCCAGCCUGCCGGUCUCAAGGCCCGGUUCCACCCCAUCGGCGCCUCUCCCGCUGCUCCCAUGGGCAAGCUCGGAGUUGACGCCGUCGGUGAAGCCGCUGAUUCUGACGCCGACAUGGCCGAGGCUGCCCCUGCCGCCAAGUCGUCCUCCAAGAAGCGCAAGAACGAGACUGCUGCUUCCGAGGACGCUCCCAGCAAGAAGACAAAGAAGACCAAGGAACCCAAGGAGGCCAAGGAGACUAAGACCUCCAAGAAGGCCAAGUCCGAGACGCCCAUUGCUCCUCCUGCUGUUCCCUCCGCUGCGGCGAAGAAGACGGUCACCCCCAAGAAGAUCACGCCUAUCUUGCCUCCUUCUAUUCCCAAGCCGAAGAGCUCUUAGAGGGUGGAUUCUUCGAGUCGAGUCCAGUCCGCUGCUAAUUGCCACUGCGCAGCGGUGGGAAGGAAGGUGUUUUGUCGUUGGUGUGGUAACCGCGUGGUGAACUCUUCUUCCGGGUGCAAGAAAGGCCGUGCCCUCAUGGCAGCGAAGGUGUAAUCGCUGUUGGAUUUUACCUACCUGGUUACCCUGGCACUUACC
Neurospora tetraspora is the source of this 2073-nucleotide messenger RNA. Its product is annotated as DNA-directed RNA polymerase I subunit RPA34.5-domain-containing protein. Lineage: Eukaryota; Fungi; Ascomycota; Sordariomycetes; Sordariales; Sordariaceae. Gene Ontology annotation, biological process: transcription by RNA polymerase I. Bases 130 to 1878 code for a protein of 582 amino acids. The record is from RefSeq and is a predicted model, not a curated record. The transcript is spliced from 2 exons.